Molecule: messenger RNA, 1067 nt
Organism: Helicoverpa armigera (cotton bollworm)
Lineage: Eukaryota; Metazoa; Arthropoda; Insecta; Lepidoptera; Noctuidae
Product: acyl-CoA Delta-9 desaturase
Exons: 4
Coding region: 1-1035 (344 amino acids)
Biological process (GO): unsaturated fatty acid biosynthetic process
Cellular component (GO): endoplasmic reticulum membrane
Molecular function (GO): iron ion binding; stearoyl-CoA 9-desaturase activity
Source: RefSeq, a predicted model, not a curated record
AUGGGAGCGGUUCAAGAACACCCAUCAACAAUGAGUUCGGAUGUGAAAACUGAGGAGGUCCAUAAACCCAAUGUGCCUUCAGAUCAUAAGUGGGAAAUAGUGUGGGGAAGAGCAGUGUUUGCCGUCCUAGUGCACCUAGCAGGAUUCUAUGGAGCCUUUCUAUUCUUCACUGCAGCUAAAUGGCAAACGUGCCUUUUCACAAUAUUUUUACACGUAGCCAUGGCAAUAAGCGUGACUGCCGGCGCUCACAGAUUAUGGGCACACAGAGCGUACAAAGCUAAACUGCCACUACGCAUCCUACUGUUGACAUUCUUCACCAUGGCGUUUCAGAAUACGCUAAUCGUAUGGGCACGUGACCACCGCGCACAUCACAAGUAUGUCGAUACUGAUGCUGACCCUCACAAUUCAAAUCGAGGCUUCUUCUUCUCACAUAUCGGUUGGUUACUGGUUAGAAGACAUCCUGAAGUCAGAGCUCAUAAAGUAGACCUGAGUGAUCUUUUCGCAGACCCACUGCUGAAAUUCCAGAACAAUUAUUACGUGUGGAUGCUCCCGUUUCUUGUUGUCCUAACGCCGAUAUACAUACCCACACUUUGGGGGGAGAAGAAAAUGGUAGCUUUAUUCGUAUGUCUUUUCCUACGAUAUUUACUGACGAUACAUGUCUUUUUCGUCGUCAACUCAGUAGCUCACAUGUUUGGUACUAGGCCUUAUGAUAAAAACAUCCAGCCUGGAGAAUCGAAGCUGGUAUCAUUUUUUGCAUCUGGGGAGGGUUUCCACAAUUAUCACCACGCAUUCCCGUGGGACUACAGGACAGCUGAGCUUGGUGGGUACUUGUUUAACACUUCGAGGUUGUUCAUUGACUUGAUGGCGAAAAUUGGAUGGGCUUAUGACCUGAAGUCGGUACCGACUGACAUGAUAGAGAGACGCGUGAAGAGAACAGGGGACGGCUCUCACCCGGUGUGGGGGUGGGACGACCCAGACAUGUCUGCCGAGGAUAGAAAAUUAGCAACUAUUAUAAAUGAAAAUAAGGAAUCAUAAAAAUAUUGAUUGUUUUAUUUAAUACCUUCUUC